CGAAUAAAGAUCUCACAUGGAUGUGUAUCACCAUAUCCACUAGGAGGGGUCGCUAUUGACUGCCUCUCUAUAAAGCUUAGCAAUCAAAGUAGCGAUCGAAGCUUACUGGAAUUCUCCAUUCUUGGAAGUAUUAAUAUGGUUCACAUAGAGAAGAAGCUGCAGAUACCGAGAAACUUUGAAGGUUUCGGAGAGGACAGUUUUGAUCCAAAAUGGCCGAACGGUGCUAGGAUCGCGGUAUCAUUCGUCCUGAACUAUGAAGAGGGAGGUGAAAGAUCCGUGCUAGAUGGUGAUGAAAUAUCAGAGCCAUAUCUUUGGGAGAAAGGCUCAUCGGGAGGCUUCCGCAAGAAUGCCAGAUAUCUAAAUGCGGAGCAGGACUUUGAAUAUGGAUCGCGCACAGCUUCAUGGCGUUUUAUCCGUCUGUUCAAGGAGUUUGGUUGGAAUUUCACCACUUUUGCGGUAGCUUUAGCCUUGCAAAAGAACCCAAAGUUUGCGCAGGCACUUGUUCGAGAUGGUCACGAGAUCUGCGCCCACGGUUAUCGAUGGCUCGAUAUAUGGGAUUAUGGUCUCGAGGAAGAUAAAGAGUACAUCAAGAAGACGCUCACGACACUGAAAGAGGUGACCGGUAGGAUGCCCACGGGUGCGUACUUUGGACGUGGUACACCCAACACCCCGUCGUUGUUUCCAGAAGUCUGGAAAGAACUAGAUGCUGAGUUUCUUUACUCUUCAGAAGUAUACAACGAUGACGUACCAUACUGGAUUGACCUCCCUUGGGAAGCUGAAUUGCCAGAGGAUCAAAGACAGGGAAUGCUCCUCGUACCAUACAACUAUGAUUGCAACGAUGGGAAGUUCCACAUGGCACCUGGAUUCGGUAGCUCUGUUGCCGAGACUUACGAGAAAUAUCUGAAGAAUACGUUUGACAUGCUCUACCGUGAGGGUGCGAGCUCUGGAAAGAUGAUGACCAUUCCCCUACAUACCAGGAUUACUGGCAAGCCCGGGCGCUGCGAGGCUUUGCGAAACUUCAUGAUGUAUAUUUCGGAGAAAGAAGAUGUCUGGGUGACAACACGAGAGCAGAUUGCGAGACACAUGCAUGAAGAGUUCCCAUACAAGCCGCAUGGGGCCUGGAUGAGCAAAGAAUGAUCAGGGGGUCACGCAUAAAACAAGCCACAUCGAUGUAGAUAACAGACAGUAGUUGUAGUCUAAGUAAGAGGUAAUUUAACGCUCUUAAGCAGAGUGGGAUUUACGCUAGAGCGGGUUAAGACUAGUGGUGAGACGAC
Messenger RNA from Pseudovirgaria hyperparasitica, 1274 nucleotides. RefSeq names its product putative chitin deacetylase. Gene Ontology annotation, biological process: carbohydrate metabolic process. Lineage: Eukaryota; Fungi; Ascomycota; Dothideomycetes; Acrospermales; Acrospermaceae. The record is from RefSeq and is a predicted model, not a curated record. Bases 136 to 1137 code for a protein of 333 amino acids. Gene Ontology annotation, molecular function: hydrolase activity, acting on carbon-nitrogen (but not peptide) bonds. The transcript is spliced from 4 exons.